Messenger RNA from Anopheles coluzzii, 3818 nucleotides. Its product is annotated as importin-4-like. The transcript has 6 exons. The coding region runs from base 364 to 3657 and encodes 1097 amino acids. Gene Ontology annotation, biological process: protein import into nucleus. The record is from RefSeq and is a predicted model, not a curated record. Lineage: Eukaryota; Metazoa; Arthropoda; Insecta; Diptera; Culicidae. Gene Ontology annotation, cellular component: cytoplasm; nucleus. Gene Ontology annotation, molecular function: nuclear import signal receptor activity; small GTPase binding.
AAAGUGAGGUUAAAGCAGGCUGCAAAAAAGUUCAGUCCCUGCACGAUCUUUGCGCUCCCGGAGAGAAGUGUGCAAAUUCGCAGUAUUCUGAACACGCAGAGGCUGGCACGCUGGCGAUCGGAAUUUCACGCUGAACAAAGGAUUGCUUCCGGUGAAGAAGAAAGCGUCGUGCAAAAGAGGUUUCUUGCAGCAUUUGCUCUGCUGCACUGCAUUCACGGUACGACAAAUACCAAAUUGUACGAAAAACAACGUUUUUGGGGGAAGAAGGAGUCGGAGACACAUUUUACUCCCCGGCCUACGAAGUGUGAAUUGUUCCAACUUUUCCAACCCACCCGAGCGAAGGUUCAGCCCCAUCAUCACAAAAUGGAACAAACCAUCAAAAAUCUGCUAGUGGCCGACAACGAUUUAAUACAGCAGGCCACGGCAGAAUUGAAGGAAGCUUUCAAGAAACCGGAAACCAUUCCCCAGCUGUGUGAAAUAUGCGUCACCAACACCGAUCCCCAGGUGCGGCAGUACGCGGCAAUGCUGCUGAAGAAGCAUCUGGGCAAGCUGCGAGCGUGGCGAGAGGUGCCGGCAGAAACGCAAGCCCUCAUCAAGAAGGGCAUGCUGGAGGCCAUCGUAAACGAGUCGGAAAAGUCGGUCCGAAACGCGAUCACCGGCUUUGUCGGAGUGCUGGUGAAGCAUGAGGCCGAAAAGGAGGACGGCUGGAUGGGCGAGGUGCUCAAGUUCAUGUUUGAAAGCACCAGCUCGAGCGAUCCGAAGCUGAGCGAACUCGGCUCGUCCGUGUUCAACACGCUGACCGAUGUGGCGCCGGAUCAGUUUAUGCCCCACAUCGAGAUGGUCUGCCAGCUGUUCUCAACCGCGCUCACGGCAACGGAGGCGAGCGGCAACAUGGCCACGCCGGUAAUCUACAACAUCCUGCUCGGCAUGUCCCAUCUGGUCCCGUUCAUUCCGGGACGGCAAGAGAUCGAACAGACCUACCAGGACUCGAUACCGUACGUGCUGAAGGCGCUCAGUGCCUUUGCCGAGCAGGACUCGUACAAGUUCAUCGAGGCGUUCGAUAUACUGGAGAAUUUGGCCGACGAGUCGUCUCGCACGCUGUCGCCUCACAUGAAGCUGCUGAUCGACUUCUGUCUGCAGAUGGCUGGCAACACCCAGCUAGACGACUCGGUACGCGUGAAAACGAUUACCUUCAUCGGGUGGCUGGUGCGGUUGAAGAAAAAAAUGAUCAUCAAGCAAAAGCUGGUGGAACCCAUCGUGAAUGCCCUGUUCACACUGAUGAGCGUAGCGCCCGACGUGGAGGACGAGGAUGAGGAGUACUUCGGCAGCAACGAGGUUUCGACGCCGAGCACCUGCGCUACCCAGUCGCUCGAUGUGCUGGCAUUGCACAUUCCGCCGAAGCAGCUGUUUCCGCCGCUCAUGGCACUGCUGGAACCGGCGCUGGCCGGUGAUAAUCCGCUCCCGAAGAAGGCGGCCUACCUAUCGAUCGCCGUCAUUGCCGAGGGCUGCUCCGAGCACAUCUGCAGCAAGUACCUGCGCGUACUGGUGGACGUGAUCAAGCGCGGCAUUACGGACGAGAACGUGAUGAUACGCAAUGCGGCGCUGUUUGCGCUUGGGCAGUUUUCGGAACACUUGCAGCCGGAAAUUUCGCAACAUGCGGACGAAAUUCUUCCCAUUCUGUUCGAGUUUCUGCAGCAGCUGUGCCUUCAGAUCCGAUCGGGCGGCAAGGAACCGCCCCACAUCGAUCGUGUGUUUUACGCGCUGGAAACGACGUGCGAGAACCUAGAGGACCAGGUGACGCCCUACCUGCCGAUGCUGAUGGAGCGUCUGUUCGAAUCGCUCGACACCCGUAACAGUGUCCAUCUGCGGGAGCUGUCGCUGACGACGAUUGCGGCCACGGCCAGCGCCGCCAAAGAGCACAUGCUGCCGUACUUUCCCCGGCUGAUCGACUGUUUGAAGCUGUACUUGGUGAAGACGGACGACGAGGACAUCUGCACGCUUCGCCCGCAGGCGAUCGACACGUUUGCGGCGUUGGUACGUACCAUCGGGAAGGACAACUUCCUGCCGCUGGCCGUGGACACGCUGAACAUGGGGCUGACGAUGAUGGACGAAUCGAACGAUCCGGAUCUGCGGCGCAGCUGCUACAAUCUGUUCGCCUCGAUGGCCUCGUCGGUGAAGGAGGACAUGUCGGGUUCGCUGAACAAGAUCGUCGAAACAAUGCUGGAGAGCGUGCGCAGCUCGGAGGGCAUCGUGCCGACGUUCAAAGAGGGCGCCGGGGACGAUAUGGCCAUCCUGGCGAACGGUGCAUUGGCAGGUACGAACGGUUCCGGCGACGGCGACGAUGAGGACGAAGAGUUCGACAUCGAAAACUCGGUCGGCGAUGAGGAAGAGGACGAGGAAGAUAUCGCCGGGUAUAGUAUCGAAAACGCGUACAUGGACGAAAAGGAGGAAGCGAUUCUGGCGCUGAUGGAGUUUGCCGAGCAUACGGGGCCCGCCUUUGCACCGUUCAUACAGACGGCGUUUGAGGAAAUCUACAAACUGUUGAACCACCCGAACGAGGACAUUCGGAAGGCGUCGAUCGACGCGGUCAAACAGUUUGUGGUGGCACUGCACCAGCUGGGCAACAUGGAGGGUGUCCACCAGACGAUCCUGAUUCUGAUACCGAAGCUGAGCGAAAUCAUCCGUACGGACGAGGAGCGCACGGUCGUCAUGUCGGCGCUGGAUGGGUUCAGCGACAUACUGCAGGAGGUCGGUGUGGCCACGUUCCAGGCCGACGGGCAGAAGGAUGCCGUGUUUAAUUGCAUUGUGGACGUGCUGAAUGGAAAGGUUGCCUGCCAGUUCGAUGAGCCGGUCGACGAGGAGCAGGAGGAGAGCGAGUACGACGAAGCCAUCCUCGAGUCGGCUGGUGACAUUUUGCCCAAGUUUGGCCGUGCCCUGCCGGCGGAAGAGUUUGCCGUUUACUUUGGACGCGUGUGGCCAUACUUUAUUCAGAAAAUUGAAAAAACCAAGCAAAAGGAUGAAACGAGCGACUCGCAGCGUGCCUUUGCGAUUGGCGUGCUGGCGGAAUGCUUUGAAGGUUUGAAGGAAUUCAACCGCAACUGGAUCGACACGCUGCUGCCCAUCUUUCUGUCGUGCGUACAGGACCGCAACAACGAGGUACGCAGCAACACGGUGUACGGACUGGGAGAGAUGGUGAAGCAUGGAAAGGAUUGCACUUUCGGUCACUAUCCACAAAUUAUGGCAGCACUCUCCCAGCUCGUAUCCAAAGAACAGCAUGCCGGCACACUGGACAACCUGUGCGGGGCCCUAGCACGACUCAUUAUUACCAACUGCAGUUUGGUGCCGCUGAAAAGUGUUCUCCCGGUGUUUGUGGAGUAUCUUCCAUUGCGUGAAGAUUUUACCGAAAAUUUGGCCGUGUUCCAGUGCCUUGAUUUGCUGUACAAGCAGGGCGACGAGAACCUAAUACCGGCGCUGUGCCGCAUUCUGGUGGUUGGUUUGCAGGUGCUUUGCAAGAAGGAGUAUGACACUGAAGAAUGCCGCGAGCUGGUGCACAAUCUGGUGAAACAGAUCAGCAAAGACUUCCCGGACAAGUUCGCCGAGGUGAUCCGCAGCAGCGCCGAGGCUGCCGAGUUUGUGCAAACGCUUUCGCUGCAGUAGAAAUUAGCGAAGCCGCAUUUCAUGCGCAAACUGUUCGUCACGUACAUCAAUCCAUAUCUCCUGCAUAAUACAUGCAUGAAACGGGAUAGUAGCAAGUAGAAAGGAAUCGAGAGAGGCAAGUGUUUUCACUAACCAGCAGGCAGUGCACGUGGGGAAGCGCA